This is a messenger RNA of Brachypodium distachyon (stiff brome), 1082 nucleotides long. Its product is annotated as abscisic acid receptor PYL4. Gene Ontology annotation, biological process: abscisic acid-activated signaling pathway. The record is from RefSeq and is a predicted model, not a curated record. NCBI's taxonomy places the organism in Eukaryota, Viridiplantae, Streptophyta, Magnoliopsida, Poales, Poaceae. Gene Ontology annotation, cellular component: nucleus; cytoplasm. Gene Ontology annotation, molecular function: signaling receptor activity; abscisic acid binding; protein phosphatase inhibitor activity. The coding region runs from base 181 to 822 and encodes 213 amino acids. The transcript has a single exon.
AAGAGGAAAUUGUAGCAACCCAAGCCGACAGACAACAAGGGCAGGAAUAGGAAUUGUAGUAGCUGCUGAUGCAAUUUGCUGCCCAGUAUAUAUACAUGGAGAUGGACUUACGGCCGGCAUUCAUUCAAAGUUCAAACCAUUCCCCAUUCUUCCUGUUCUAACAAAGGCAGAGCAGCAAGGAUGCCGGCGCCCUACAGCGCGGCGGCGGCGCAGCAGCUGCAGCAGCACCGCCCGCUGGCUGCCGCCGUGACAGGCAGCAGGUGCGGGGAGCACGACGGGACGGUGCCGGCGGAGGUGGCGCAGCACCACUCGCACCCUCCGUCUUCGUCGGCGGGGCCGUGGCGGUGCUGCUCGGCGGUGGUGCAGCGGGUGCGGGCGCCGACGUCGGCGGUGUGGUCGGUGGUGCGUCGGUUCGGGGAGCCGCAGGCGUACAAGAGCUUCGUGCGCAGCUGCGCGGUGGUGGACGGCGACGGCGGCGUGGGCACGCUCCGCGAGGUGCGCGUCGUGUCGGGCCUCCCCGCGGCAUCCAGCAGGGAGCGGCUGGAGGUGCUGGACGACGACCGCCGCGUGCUCAGCUUCCGCGUCGUCGGCGGCGAACACCGCCUCCGCAACUACCGCUCCGUCACCACCGUCCACCCUUCUUCUUCUUCUUCGUCUCCGGCGGAGGAGGAGACGGUGGUUGUGGAGUCGUACGUGGUGGAGGUGCCGGCGGGGAACACGGCGGAGGACACGCGGACGUUCGUGGACACCAUCGUCAAGUGCAACCUCCUCUCCCUCGCCCGCACCGCCGAGAAGCUCUCCGCCGCUGGCCGGUGCCCGUGAAUCCGCCGGCGAUCCGGUCAAAGUCAAAGUCGACUUGUGCAGCCAUAGCAAGCAGGGGCGUUUUAGUCAAUUGAAUGGGUUGCUUGAUUCACACGCUUUGCCCAUUGGUCCGUGGUCGGUCGUAGGACUGGUGGUAGCCCUUCCAAUUAAUUUCUUGUUGAGAUUGACAGAGACAUUGUCUAUCUUUAUGCUGUACUCCCUGGUCCUGAAUAUUGUCCGUUGAACAAGAAGAUUAAAGUUUUAGGUCGGAUUGGAAACCA